Messenger RNA from Astrephomene gubernaculifera, 4529 nucleotides. The record is from the annotation of a GenBank genome assembly. NCBI's taxonomy places the organism in Eukaryota, Viridiplantae, Chlorophyta, Chlorophyceae, Chlamydomonadales, Astrephomenaceae.
CACGCAUCGCUCACUGCAUACCGCGGCCAAGCGCAUAGCCAGGUGCAGCGCCUUUGAAUUGUCUUAAGGGCGACAGCGUUUUAACCACGCGAUGGCCCCCCGUGGCCAGGGCAAGCGCCUGGCGCAGCUGCUUGGAACGCAGCUUAAGCAGUAUGUCUCAGAAGCUUGGAGCACCAGUAGCAACAAUGCUCAUGCUCGUGCGGCCUUGGGUGCUGGCGCGUCAAGCUUCAUGCAGCAGAGUCGCUCCAACGCCCAGGUGGCAUUGCAGGAGACGACGCAGCAGCAAUUGAAGAUCGAUGUAUCCGGGAUUCGGACCGACCUUGUGGGUGCUGUCUCGGUGGUCUCCGAGGGUGAAAAGGUGGAGCCGGGUGUCUACAAGAAUAUCGAUGGACACCGCUUCGAUGACGGUCGCUACAAGGCGUUUGUUGAGGAGAUUACAAAAUUCAUUCCAAAGGAGCGCCAAUACUCUGACCCUGUGCGUACUUUCGCCUACGGAACCGACGCAAGCUUCUACAGGCUCAAUCCCAAGCUGGUGGUCAAAGUCCACAACGAGGAGGAGGUCCGCAGGAUUCUCCCCAUCGCUGAGCGGCUUCAGGUGCCCAUCACCUUCCGUGCUGCUGGCACUUCGCUGUCUGGCCAGGCCAUCACGGACUCGGUGCUCAUUAAGCUCAGCCAUGCGGGCAAGAACUUCAGGAACUACACCGUGCAUGGCGACGGCAGCAUGGUUACCGUGGAGCCCGGCCUCAUCGGCGGCGAGGUGAACCGCAUCCUGGCAGCCCAUCAGAAGAAGCACAAGUUGCCCGUCCAGUACAAGAUCGGGCCCGACCCCUCCUCCAUCGACUCCUGCAUGAUCGGAGGCAUCGUGGCCAACAACAGCAGCGGCAUGUGCUGCGGCGUGAGCCAAAACACGUACCAUACGCUGAAGGACAUGCGGGUGGUGUUUGUGGACGGCACGGUGCUGGACACGGCGGACCCGGACAGCUGCGCCGCAUUCCUCAAGAGCCACAAGGCCCUGGUGGACGGCGUGGUGGAGCUGGCGCGGAGGGUGCAGUCGGACCGGGAGCUCACAGCGCUCAUCCGCCGCAAGUUCGCCAUCAAGUGCACCACGGGCUACUCCCUGAACGCGCUGGUUGACUUCCCGCUGGAGGACCCGCUGGAGAUCGUGAAGCACCUGGUGAUCGGCAGCGAGGGCACGCUGGGGUUCGUGUCGCGAGCCACUUACAACACGGUGCCCGAGUGGCCCAACAAGGCGUCCGCCUUCAUCGUCUUCCCGGACGUGCGCUCGGCGUGCAUGGGUGCCUCCGUGCUCCGCAACGAGACGGCGGUGGACGCGGUGGAGCUGUUCGACCGCGCCUCGCUGCGGGAGUGCGAGGCGGAUGAGAACAUGACGCGACUGGUGCCCGAUAUCAAGGGUUCCGACCCCAUGGCUGCGGCGCUGCUGAUCGAGUGCCGCGGGCAGGACGAGGCGGCGCUGCAGGCCCGCAUCGAGGAGGUGACCCGGGCGCUCACCUCCGCGGGGCUCCCCUUCGGCGCCAAGGCCUCGGAGCCGCGCCCCAUCUCCGCCUACCCCUUCCACCACGACCCCAAGAACGCCAAGAUCCUGUGGGACGUGCGCAGGGGUCUGAUCCCUAUCGUGGGCGCCGCUCGCGAGCCGGGCACCUCCAUGCUGAUCGAGGACGUGGCGUGCCCGGUUGACAAGCUGGCCGACAUGAUUCUGGACCUGAUCGAUAUGUUUGAGCGCUACGACUACAAGGACGCCUCCUGCUUCGGACAUGCGCUGGAGGGCAACCUGCACCUGGUGUUCUCGCAGGGUUUCCGCACCAAGGACGAGGUGCAGCGGUUCGCGUGCAUGAUGGAGGAGAUGUGCCACAUCGUGGCCAACAAGCACAGCGGCAGCCUCAAGGGGGAGCACGGAACGGGUCGCAACGUGGCCCCCUUUGUUGAGAUGGAGUGGGGCAACAAGGCCUAUGCCCUCAUGUGGGAGCUGAAGGCCCUCUUCGACCCAACCCACACCCUCAACCCCGGAGUCAUCCUCAACCGCGACCCCGACGCGCACAUCAAGUUCCUGAAGCCCUCGCCCGCCGCCUCGCCCAUCGUCAACCGCUGCAUUGAGUGCGGCUUUUGCGAGUCCAACUGCCCCUCGCGCGACGUAACGCUCACGCCUCGUCAGCGCAUCACCGUGUACCGGGAGAUGUACCGGCUGCGGCAGCUGGGGCCGGCGGCGAGUGAGGAGGAGAAGAAGCAGCUGGAGACCAUGUCCAAGACCUACGUGUACGACGGCGAGCAGACGUGCGCCGCGGACGGCAUGUGCCAGGAGAAGUGCCCCGUCAAGAUCAACACGGGGGACCUCAUCAAGUCUCUGCGCUCCGAGCAGCUGUCCCCCUCCUCCGCGCCCGCCUCCAGCUCGCUCGCCUCCUGGCUAGCGGGGCACUUCGGGGUGGUGGACGCAGCGGUGCCGCGGCUGCUCAACCUGGUGGACAUGGCGCACAGCCUGCUCGGCCCCAAGCCGCUGGCCUCCAUCUCCCGCGCACUCAACGCCGCCACCGGCAACCUGGUGCCCGUCUGGAACCCCUACCUGCCCAAGGGGGCGGCGCCGCUCAAGGCGCCUCCUCCCCCCGCCGUGCCCGCCCCCUCCGGCGGCAUCCCCCGCCGCGUGGUGUACCUGCCCUCCUGCGUUACCCGCAUGAUGGGGCCAGCAGCGGGCGACAAGGAGACGGCAGCGGUGCACGAGAAGGUCAUGAGCCUGUUUGCAAAGGCGGGAUACGAGGUGAUCAUCCCCGAGGGUGUGAGCAGCCAGUGCUGUGGCAUGAUGUUCAGCAGCCGCGGUUUCAAGGACUCCGCUGCCGCCAAGGGCUCGGAGCUGGAGGCGGCGCUGCUGAAGGCGUCCGAGGGCGGCAAGAUCCCCAUCGUCAUCGACACCUCGCCGUGCCUGGCGCAGGUCAAGAGCCAGAUCAGUGAGCCCUCCCUGCGCUUCGCCCUGUACGAGCCCGUGGAGUUCAUCAGGCACUUCCUGGUUGACAAGCUGGAGUGGCGCAAGGUGCGACAGCAGGUGGCCGUACACGUGCCCUGCUCGUCCAAGAAGAUGGGCAUCGAGGAGUCCUUCGCCAAGCUGGCGGGCAUGUGCGCGCACGAGGUUGUCCCCUCCGGCAUCCCCUGCUGCGGCAUGGCUGGCGACCGCGGGCUGCGCUUCCCCGAGCUGACCGCCGCCUCGCUGCAGCACCUGUCGCUGCCGGCGGGCUGCAGCGACGGCUACUCCACCAGCCGCACGUGUGAGAUGUCGCUGUCGAACCACUCGGGCAUCAACUUCAGGGGUCUGGUGUACUUGAUAGACGAGGCGACGAGCCCCAAGAAGAACGCCACGGCGUGAGAGAGAGGAGGGCUGACACACAGCGACACAUAAGACGUUUUGGCUGUACCGGUGUGGCUUGAUGCAUUUUGUUUUGCUCGAGGAAAGUCCGCCUAGGGACCUGGCAAGCCGUACUGAAAGCCCCUUUAGGGCUUUGAUAAAGGCGUGCUAUCCAUUGCUGCGUCAGUUUGAUGCCUUGUAGUAUGCUUGCUGAGAGCGUUUUGAGAGGGCCCGGGGGCCGCGGCCACUGUUGUGGGUUUUUGUGCUGAGAGCGCCACAAGUGCUCACUAUCCCCCCCGCCCCCCGCCUGGGGUUUUGAAGUGUCUCUUGACACCACCGCCUGACUGCAAAUGUGCGGUUUUGCGUUCCGCCUUUUUGCUGUGUUCAGGGCAAACGGCAGCAGGCUUCGGCUGCGAAAGUUUGUGUGUUUGCCUAGGAGUGUACGAUGUGAGCAGGCUGCGUUUGUGUGUGUGAGCGUUUGUGUUAUGCUUAUUGGUUUUCGGUAGGUCGAGGCUGUGUGGCCGUCUGGGCUGCAGCGCACACAAUACUGUUGUACCCCUCAACUCGUGAGCUCUGAAAGGGAGAAGUGGAGCCCGUAGUAGCUGUGUGUCUGGUGCUGGUUUCCUUCCUCGCGACUCGUGUAGCAAGGCGGAGGUUGAGGGGCGGGGCGGCCUACCGGAAAUACUGGGUGUGUAGGCAGUGGGGCUGCGCGUAAAGGGGUCGGGGGGUCGAGGGAUAACAUGGUUUGGACCACGGCUACUGUAAUUGUCAGGCCUGUGAUGUAGGUACGUUACGAAAACUGGCCGCAAGGUAUGUAUGUCUAUUUGCUUCAGUGGAGGUGUUGUAGACUUCGUCGUUCCAGGCAGGCUUGGAGGGUACCGUAUGGUUCAUAGGGUUGUGCGGAGUGUAUGUAGCUCAAGGAAUGAGUGCGAGGACACACUGAACGUGGUGCCACAGGAGGCACCGACGUGGGAGGGUAUCAGGCGUGGUACCGAAUUAGAGAAGCAAACAAGGCUUGGUCCACAUCCCUGCUGCGGACGAAGCUAGGGGGACCGGAGCGAGCUUUCCAUGUGUAUGUGAGUACGCUGCAAAUUGCCUAGCUAUGUAGCUUCUGCAGGACGUACCAAUUGUAUAUUGUAUGACACUGUAAGACAGUCGGAGGCGCGCACACCGGUAUCAUAGC